Molecule: messenger RNA, 3632 nt
Organism: Symsagittifera roscoffensis
Lineage: Eukaryota; Metazoa; Xenacoelomorpha; Acoela; Convolutidae
Exons: 4
Coding region: 220-2562 (780 amino acids)
Source: RefSeq, a predicted model, not a curated record
AACUUAACGUCUCAAAUUAUGUGUUUCAGUUUAAGGUUUCCAUUUUUUGGGUUUUUAAUUUUCCUUGUUUCUGAUUGGCUAAACCAAUUUUGCAAAAUGAUGCACUUGGGCCGGCGGAGGAAAUUGGGAUAACUAUAUAUUUGUUUGCUCUGGAAAACAGUGGAAACGAAAACCUCGAAAUUUCCCAGCCCGUGAAUACGAGGUGUCAACCAAACAACAAUGGUGCCUAAAUGUCAUCCAACCAACGGUGCUUCUUUCACAACAUCGAACGACCAGAUUUACAUUUCUUUUACUCUGGACCGGAAACUGCUGCAGAGCUUCACUUCCGGUGAUGAAAAUUCUUCACAACUAGAGCUCUUACUGAUGAACAAAGUACUGACAGAAUGUUUGGGCUCGCUCACCAUGGCAUAUCUAGGCCCACCUAAUAAGAAAGGGGAAGGGGACACACAGUCUUCAAAAAACCGAAGAUCUUGCAGCUCGCCUAACAGACAUACGAAGCGGAGGAAGUUGUCAAAGACGAAAGAUCUAGAACUUAGAAGUGAGGCAAGCUCGCGUUGUGAAAGUGACGUUGACAGUGAUUUGAGUCCUCUCCAAGAAGAAUCCGAUUCUCUGAAAGAAAACAUGCUGGCAACCGUAACCAAAAAUAAAAUGGUCUUUCCUAUAAAAGAAUGCCUUCCGAACUCCUCGUUCGCAUCUGUACAAGAUGUUGUGUCCGAUUUGGCAGCAGCUGCUGCAAAGGACAACAACAACACGCCUCUCAAUUUGUCUUCCAAAUUUCAAUGCAACCCGAAGGUUCAAUUUCCUUCCUGUGACAGUUUUGUUCAAUUGCCUGUGCCGCCAGGAACACCAGCAGACUUAACAGUCACCAGCAAAUCCGAAAUUGAAAGCAUAAAUGACGACAAAGAAUCAGAAGACGAGGAUUGUUCAUCAAAAUGCGAGUCACCGGAACCUCAGCUAGAUAAUAUUCGAUUAAACCUGAAUGAGAGCCAUAGCUUACUUUCGCCUUCUUUGCUUCAUGAAAAUGAUCAGCUGUCGAAACCUACCAAAAGUGAAAACGACAAUCUGGAAAAUAUUGGAACUGCAGUAGUGACACCGGCGGCCGCACCUAGUGGGCCGGUUCCAAGCCAUCUUGGAAUGCUGGAUGACUGCAAUAACUUGAAAUACACCCAAUCUCUGAACGAUAUAAUCAUGCAAGGAUUUCUCAAGGAUGCACCAAAACCUGCCAAGGAGACCAAAACACAAACAGACCAAUCUACCAGAAACUUCCAAAACGCCACCAAAAAUGCUGCCACGUUGGGGUUCCUGAACGCCGCGCACUUUCUCUCAGGAGGAAAUCUACUGACUGCCGCUCAAAAUGUAAGCUACAGUAACUCGGGCCCAACUAAACCUAAACAAGCUAACAACAUGACUAAUUCAAAUAACAGUAACGCUCACCAAUUGUCAUCUUUGAUCGCAUCGCUAACAGCCACUAACCCAGCGUCGUUGCCUAGCAAUGGAAACCUGUUUUCAUCUAAACCAAAAACGUCAUCGUUCUCCUCGAACGGAACAAGCUCAGAUGUUGCUAACAACGCGUCACCCGUUUGUAACAGCACAACUAACGCAUCAAGUAGCCCAACGUCAUCAAUUUCAUCAAACAACUCCACUUCUACUCCUAGGCGUUGUCAGAAAUCACUGAUUUGUGAAUAUGGUUGUGGAUACGAGACCCCAGACGCGACAUUGCUCAAAAGUCAUCAUGUGAGUCACUCGAAUGACAGGCCAUACCAGUGCAGUUACUGUGGCCACUCGUUCAAGAGGAACCACACUUUAUUGCGUCAUAUAAGACAAGUGCACAAGAUUGAUACAACAUCAGUCAACGGAGAACCCAUGCCUAUUUUGAGUGGAGUGUCAAUGGUACAGCCUCACGCCCCGAUUUGUUCGGCCGCUUCAUUUGCAUCAUCUCAGACACAUGAACUGUCGCUGAUCCGAGACAAGUUGAAAAAAGAGUUCACCAGUCCCAGCACACCGAGUGCGAAACAAGUUGCAAUGAAGCAAGCAUCGUCGAUUUUAGCCACUCUUUCAAACGGGUCGCGAUUGACUGAUCGUGAUGAAGGCGAGGAUAUUGAAGUUGAUGUGGAUCAGAAACCAAUUGAUUUGGCCUUUAGCCGAAAUGCAAGCCCAAAACCGCCUUCACUUCUCCAUUGCUCUGAAUAUGCCAUGAAGAGAUCUUCGUCCCCGGUAUCACUUCUAGAUUUAGCCAGACCCCAAUUAAGCAGUGUCUCAAAUGCCAGAGCUUCCGAUGCUAUGAAUAUGUCAUUUAAGAGGUCUUUCUCUCCAGUGUCGCUUCUAGAUUUAGCCAGACCUCAGUUAAGCAGUGUCUCAAAUGGCAAAGCUUCUGAUGCGAUGAAUAUGUCAGUUAAGAGAUCUUUCUCUCCAGUUUCGUUCCUAGAUUUAACUAGGCCGCAACUUAGUAGUGUCUCAAAUGCGGCGAGAGCUUCCGACGUCAUGAAUAUGUCAUUAAAACACCACCCAACCCCGCCUCAAGCUUCCAACUUGGGUUCACUAAACCUAGUUAUGUCAAUGUAGAUUGAAGUUACGCCUGGAAGGGAAAAACAUUUGCAACCAGAAAACUAUUUUUGUGUAUAAUUUGGCAAUUGUAUUAUUUACUGCGUUUCAGCAAAUUUUGUAAAAUUAGCUUCACAACUUUUUAUAUGAUUUAUGUAUGACUGUUUGAAUUUUUUGUGAGUGCCGAGUGUGAAUCACUGAAGGUUUGUCGAAAUGAUUUCAUGUAUUUGUCUUUUCGUUCAUAGUUGCAGGUUCGUAUCAAGAUUGAAUCUUGGUGCUGCUCACUUGUUAAACUAGCCAAUUAACAUUCAAAUAGAUAUUUGAUAGUUUAUUUCAUUCAAUCAAAAACAUCAUUCCCAGUUUGACCUUUGCAAUAAAUCCUUUUCUGUAAAUUUUGAAUACCAGUGCCAAAAAACUACAAUUCUUUGUAAAUUUUAGCUUGUUUGUAAAAUAUGAAUCAAAGCUUUAAUCAUAAUCAGUGAAGUUAACUGAAAGUCUUAUGGGUUUCUUAGACCAACCGAUCAAUUUUCAGUUAGCUUAAUUAAUUAUUUUUAAUGCACAUAAAAAACUAUGGUCAAAAAAUAACUGCCAAAUGAAAAGUGCAAUGAUCCUUUUCCAUCAUCGAAAGAAGCGUAAAUAUUGACAUAGAUUAAUUUAUUGAUAUUCUCAACCAAGUCAAUCAAUUUCAAUCAUCAAGUGACGAAUCAUCGCUUUAAUUGCUGAAAAGUGCACUAACUACUUAACCAGUGCAAUAAAAUGAUCUGCUACUUAAAUCGAGCCAAAACUUCCAAUUAAACCCAAGAAGCUAACCACAAUCUUAAAUUAUUUUUAUUUAUUAGUUAGCUCAAUCAAUGUAAUAGUUUGGAAAUUGUAUUUAUUUUAGUACUUGCGCUGCAGUGCUCAGCACUCAUUUGUUCAACGGGUUGAUUGGUGAUAUUGCCCUUUUUCCCGUUGGAAAUUUCACUAUGCGAUGCUUUAAUUAGUCGAACGCAAAGUUUGCCUACAGGCCUCUGCAAUCGGUUUAGUUCACUGAAUUUAUUUGAUUGAGUUUUAUAUGGAAUGUAGCAUAAUUUAAAUUUUGAUAUAUUAAA